Messenger RNA from Alternaria rosae, 3769 nucleotides. RefSeq lists its product as uncharacterized. The transcript is spliced from 5 exons. Lineage: Eukaryota; Fungi; Ascomycota; Dothideomycetes; Pleosporales; Pleosporaceae. The coding region runs from base 233 to 3535 and encodes 1100 amino acids. The record is from RefSeq and is a predicted model, not a curated record. Gene Ontology annotation, molecular function: ATP hydrolysis activity; ATP binding.
UGGUGCAGGAUAAGGCGUUACUGGGUAAGCCAUCUUACUAACAGGUACGGACAUGAGUUGAUCCCGCACUGAUGAACACCUCCCACCCGUGCCCUCUGUACGCUGUGUGUUUCAUCGUAGAGGUUUUGUAUGCGGCGCUUCGUGAAAGCUCGCUCAACAACCCAGGCCAGUUUUAUGUGCUAAAAGAUCGUUCCAUAUCAUUCAUCGAUUUGGAAGAAAAGUCGACGCUGCAAUGACUGGCUCUGAUGACUCAGGAGUGGUACUCUCCGCGAGUGAUGAGCAAAAUGAACCGAUUGAGGUUAGCGCGUCCGGAGAAGUCCCUACCAUGUCUUCAGACAAUGUAGUCGAGUCUCGCAGCGAUGCGACACCUACUAAGCUCGACGAGAGCUCAGCAGCACCGGCUCCAGAGACGAAGGGCGACAAAUCGCAAUCGGAGGAUGCCAGCGUUGCGAAAGCAUCCACGGACGACAAAGGCAAGGCUUCCAUCAAACCUGAACAUAACGUAAACGAUGUUUCAGACGCCGACAAAGGAGACCUCAGUGACGGUACGGAUAUCGAUGAAUAUCUUGAAAGAUACAGAACAAAGUACGACAACAUGAAAGCGCGUAUCAAAGUAGUACCGAAACGUGUAAAGCAGUCUCACCAGUAUACGACAAUCUUGGAAGAAAGACUUUCACUCCUAGAGGAUAGAACCACGGCUUUUGACAAGAAACUGCGCAGAAUAAUAGAUGGUGUAGACGAGCCUCCACCACCGCCUGAUGAAGAGGAAAUUUAUCUGAAGCCCGAGCUCAGAUUCCAACUCUCGAAAGGGCUGAAGCCCGUACCUGGCGCACCAAAAGUAAGCGAGACUCACGAAAUCGACGUUUUCGUUGGAGAACCAGAAGUGCAGAAGGGUGAGAGGUUUCGACGACGAAAGACGCAGUCCAACGCCUUGGAAGACGAUGGUGCUGAUGAACAGGAAGUCGCAUUCGAUCCAGCCUCGGACCGCACACCUCAAUCCAUCGACGAGAAAAGGCUAAAGGAUGAAAUCGAAAAGGCUAAGAACAAGCAAUUUCCAAACCGAGUUCGUUUCAACGCCGAAGGGGUGGUAUAUCUGUUCCGGAAGUACCUUGGUGGCAACAAUGGCUCAUUAGACGAUAUCGUGCUACGGCCUUUCAAACCUCUACUUCAAAACAAGGAAGAGAUACUGAGUGUCAUGUUUGAAGUGGUUUCAGCGCUGACUAGAAUCGUCAAUCAACGCGGAAGGAAGGGUGCAGAAUUGGCCACCGAUUCGAAGAAUUCCGAAGAAGCCAAAGAUGUAGACGCUGGAGCCAAGACACAAUGGCCUCAUGUCAUUCCCGCCUUGAUAGAAAAACCUGGGCACAUUGUAUUACAGGAGCUCAAGAAUGCUCCUGAUGCCAUCACGACAGAAGAUUGGGAUAUUGUUCUCAAAGAGCUUGAUCUUUUCGACGAGAAGAACGGGUGCUCAGGGGAGAACAUGAAAGGCUGGCCAAACUUGGCCGAGGUUGAGAGGUCCUUUGGAUGCUUCAAGAGCCUGCUGGACGAUUAUCUGAUACCUGGCCACAUGGAAUAUCGAGAGCGUAAGGCCAAGAGAGUGCGGUUCUGUGAUCUAUGGCAUGUGUUCCAAACUGGCGACCUCGUAAUUACCAAACGAUUGGCGAGCUUGGACGAGACCGAGACCCAGGAUCGGCUCGGCAUGAGGGUUCUCAUGACAGCUGGUGGUCGAAGGGUGAUCAUGUCCAAACUUCCCGCCCCAGUCUUGCCAUCUCCUGUCAAUCUAUCGAACUCCAAAGACAGGAUUGAGCCCAUUAAUGGUGUCAACCCAUUCUGCAUCCAUGCAUAUUAUCUGGACUUCAACGGCUCCAGAAUGGUUCCUGUACGACGGCGGAUUGUGAUUGCUCCAUACAACGGCGAACGAAAUAUUUCAGAUCUUGAGGUUGUUCCUAUCGAGUAUGCGGCUUCUGCACUUGAUUCGCUCGAAAAGCGAGGCCAAAAGUUCGUCAAAGCCGUUACAGCUACCACGGCGCCUUAUGUGGAUUGCAAGGGUCUCGAGCUCCGCACUCGGGAGGAGCUCAACGACAGAGUUAUCGUUGACAUGAAGAGUUACCUUAGUACGAACCCUGGUGAGAUUCCAUCGUACCAGGAACCAGAAGAGCUUGACAUAUCAGAGACUAGCGAUUGCCCACUUGGAACAGGCUGCAAUUACGCAAGCCUUUCCUGCUACCACCGAACUACGGUUGUGCAUGAUCAAAUGACAGAUCUUGCAGCCUAUCAGGAAUAUAUUGAUGAGAAGCCCGUGUUCAAUCCGCUGUCAGACACGCCAAAAGCUGGUCUCAUAGAGCCUUCGGAUUUCAGCAUUUGCCAUUACCGCGUCUUUGCUUACAAGCUACGUUCGCGUGAGUGGGUGCAUGUGAAUGUCAAGCAUCUCGAGCCACCACAAGAGAUCGACAGGAACAGAGGAUUCGAGAAGUUGGUCCUGUCGGAGGACCACAAACACAUUCUCGAGUCUCAGGUCCGAGAGCACUUCCGUAAGAAAGGUUCACAAGCCGUUGGGGGGAGUUCGGAGAAUGACAUGGACUUGGUUCGAGGCAAAGGACAAGGCCUCAUCAUCCUUCUUCACGGUAAGCACCCUUUCGUAAGUGUCGAAAUAUGUGACUUACCAGACUUAGGGGCUCCUGGAGUUGGCAAGACUGCCACUGCCGAAUGCAUUGCUGAUCUGAUGGAGAAGCCGCUCUAUCCUAUCACAUGCGGCGACCUCGGAAGCUCGGCAGAGGACGUCGAGAAGAACUUAAAGAAGCACUUCACGCUGGCUAGCCGCUGGGAUUGCGUGAUGCUACUAGACGAAGCCGAUGUCUUCCUCGCCAAAAGAAAACUUGAGGAUCUUCAGCGCAACAGUAUCGUAUCGGUAUUUCUCCGUAUGCUGGAGUACUACAAGGGUCUACUCUUCCUGACGACAAAUCGCGUUGGUACUUUUGACGAGGCGUUUACAUCCCGGGUGCAUAUCUCGCUGUUUUACCCCAACUUCGACAAAGACACCACGCUCAAAGUGUGGAAAACUUUCAUCGAUCAAACUAAGUUUGUGCUCGAAAGUAGCGGUCGCACCAACGUGACCGUGGAUGCGGAAGGUAUUGAGAAGUUUGCCAAGAAGCACUGGAAAGAGAACAAGCAAGCACGCUGGAAUGGGCGACAGAUCCGCAACGCUUUCCACACCGCAGUUGCUAUGGCCGAGUUCGGCGCACGAAGCCGAAAGACUGGCGAAGACUAUGAUGACGGCAAAGAUGUGAAGAUAAGCGUGGGCAAAGUUGAGUUUGAAAAGAUUGCCAACACCGCUAAAGAGUUCGGUGUUUACAUGACCGAGACAAUGGGGGAUGCUGACUUCGUAGCAUCGAGAGAUGGUUUGAGAAAGCAGCAGAAGGAGCCAAAAGAGAAAACGAAAAAGAAGAAGAAGAAGAAGCAGUCCAAGUCGAAGAAGCAAAGCGAAUCGAGCUCUUCCGAGAGCGAGAGCGAGGACGAAGAUGAGUCUGACAGUGAUUAGUAGGCUGGAAGAGAGGAACUCAAGUGGACAAUCUCUUAUAGCGCGUUCUCCUUAGUUAAAUCGGUGGUCUCCAUGACAUCUCUUUUGUCCAGUGAAUCAAGUACACAAUGACAUUGCGCAAAGAUAUUGGUCAAAGGAGGAUAGUCCUCUGGCGUCUAAGCUUGCGUACCUGGUCAUAGCGUCCCACGUCAUCCCUCUCACCUGCUGAGGCAUCACGUCGUUCGCGCACCCACC